Bursaphelenchus xylophilus (pine wood nematode) is the source of this 3730-nucleotide messenger RNA. The record is from the annotation of a GenBank genome assembly. Lineage: Eukaryota; Metazoa; Nematoda; Chromadorea; Rhabditida; Aphelenchoididae.
AUGGCCCAGACCUCAAAUUCGGUUCAGAAUCCAGAUAACCCGCCCAAGACCACCCAGCUGAGGUGGUUGGAGGAUCUGGAAAAGGAUUUCGAUAAGGCUUUUGUGGAGAUGGAUCUGACGUUGGGGGAAAUCGACGCCGAUCAGGCCGACAUUGCCUACGAAUGCAGACAGAAGAUGACCGCAAUCAGCUCUUGUUUUGCCCAGAUGGUCUGCAAAUGCCAAACUUUGGCGCACAAGAAUAACAGACUGACGGUAAGUGAAAUGAAGUGGACGUCCGGAUUUUGUGAGAUUGUUUUGGUUAAGAUUAACAGAUUCAAAGUGAUGCAAUCGUCACUUCGAUCUCAAGUUGCCGAGCUAUGUAAUAAUUGCGCAAUCGUCACCUUUUUUACACUUUCAGGACCAAGUCGAGGAGUAUCGUGACAUGUUGGCAGGUGUAAAUGCUUUGUGUACGGUCGCCGAGCGAGAAUCCCGCGAUCUGACUCUUCAGAUCCAUUCCCUCCAAUGUCAACUUUAUUCUCGAACAGCUCCGCAUGAAUCGGACAUGUUACGCAAGAAGAUCGUAAGUGAUUUUCUCCUCAGUUUUAUCGUAUUUUAGGACCAAGAGAUCCAACAUUUACGAAAUCAGCAAAUCCCAGCCGCGAAGGCCGAAGCUCAGGUCGAGAUUCUGACCAAGGAGAACCACAAACUCCGGCAGAUGUUGGGAUCCAUGCAAAGCGAGGUAUACGCAGCUAGACUGGCAGCUAAAUAUCUGGAUAAAGAACUCGCCGGAAGGUAAGUUGAGUAUAAAUUAGACGAAGAAGAGCUGUUUAGAAUACAACAAAUACAGUUAUUGGGUCGAGACAUGAGAGGAGCUGAGCAUGAUCGGCUCUGGAAUCAACUCGAAGCUGAGAUCCACCUGCACCGACAUAAAACUGUGAUCAGAGCUUGCAGAGGACGACUUCGGAACAGCACUUCCCAUUCAACGGAAGGCCCAACGCAGCUCAAAAACAAAUUAAAUAAGAAUUCGGGUAAAAUGAGAGUGGUCAAGCUGGUCAAGGAGCCCACGGAAGGCCUGGGGAUAUCCAUUACGGUAGGAAUUUUUAUUGUUGAUACUAAUAUUGAUUUUAAUUACUUAUUAAUUGCCUCAUGCAGGGUGGCCGAGAACAUGGAGUGCCGAUUUUGAUCUCGGAAAUCCAUCCAGGACAACCAGCCGAGCGUUGUGGCAAGAUGUAUGUGGGUGAUACCAUCUUGUCCGUCAACGGAAUCAACCUCCGUUCCGUCAAACACAAUGAAGCCGUCCAAAUUCUCUCCAAACAGGUAAGCGAAGGUAAUAUUUGUGAUGUAGAUGGGUCAUUCCAGAUGAUGGAAAACCGAGAACUUGAAUUCGAAGUGGUCUUUAUCUCUCCUGAUCCCGAUAGUGACGAUGAGAAUGACGUCACCAUCGAAGGCGAGGAUGGAUCCACGUAAGGAAUACUUUUAAUAGUCAUGUCUUGAGUAUAAUCUGGAUGAUUAAUUACAAACUUGAAAAAACAUCCGUGUUCACUGUGAAAGAAACAAUUUUUUAUUUUUUGGCAAGCUGCAGGUUAAAAUUGAAAAGAUGGUUUUAGUGUCUAACAUCACGAAAAUAUAUUUAAAAGAGACUUCGCCAGUUGUGGAAGGAGGGUCUGCCCUAGAAUUUGACCCCCACUUUUUUCUGUCUCAACUGAUGACAUAUAGGCUGUUAAACAACUUGGUGAAUUUUUUUCGAAAAAUUCGUCAUCAUGACCGAGAUAUGACGCAUUUUUUGAAUUUCGUUUAAUGUGAUAUAUUGUGCUAAUUUAAUGCCGAAACAUCUCAAAACUGAGUAUACAUCCGUUAUAGGCCAUGCUGAACAACUUUGUAAUUGACCCGAAGUUUGUCAGGUUACUGUAACAUACCGUAGCUCCCAUGCUCAAUCAAUAAAUCUCGAUUUUCUCGAUUUUUUUCAAUAAUUUUCUCGGAAUUUUUUUGCAUUUUUGGAAUCAGCAUCAAAUUCUGCAUCGGAUAGACUAUAUGCGCAUCUCCAGAUAGGUGUACAAAAAUGUCGUGGCGCAACCGGUAGUGGGUCGGACUACCAUUCAAAAGGUCCCGGGUUCGAGUCCGGGUGGAAGCAUAAAUGCUCAAACACGCUGCAAAUUGUCCCAAAACAGUUAGAAUCUAUUGGAACUGUGGUAAAAAUAAAUAAUAAUUAACACUCUUCCUUAAAAAGGCUAAAUUUUGGAUUUUACGAAAUUUUUGAAAAUCAUGAUUUUUGUGGGCCCAAAUCUGCUGAACAAAUGAAAAUUUUUUGUAAGCGAUUUUUUUGUUUAGAAACAACGCAGGGCACACAGAAAGACUAUUCCUCAAAGGAUUUCGUUCAAUUUUGCCCAAAACACCAAAAAGCUGAACUUUUUUGUUUUAAUCGGCGAGCACCGCCAGAACCCUCUAAGCCGAAGUAACGUCAUUCAAACGUGGAUACACAUGUUUUCCACUAUGGGGAGUCGCAUUUUUAGCAAAUUUUACAAGAUUGAACACUGUAACAUCAUGAAAUAUGUGAAUAUCUACCAAUUUUUUAAUGUAAAAUUUUUUGUGGAAAAUUUUCGCGGCUGUUAGAAAGAUAUUUGAAGGCAGCGCAAAAAACUGCUCUAGACAAAUCGGAAACGUUUCCGCGUAAGGACGCCUGAAAAUCAUUAUCUCAACUUUUUGUCAAAUGGCAAAAUACGAAAAUUUUUUGGUGUCUUGGGCAAAAUUGAACGAAAACCUUUGAGGAAUAGUCUUUCUGUGUGCCUGCGUUGUUUCUAAACAAAAAAAUCGCUUACAAAAAAUUUUCAUUUGUUCAGCAGAUUUGGGCCCACAAAAAUCAUGAUUUUCAAAAAUUUCGUAAAAUCCAAAAUUUAGCCUUUUUAAGGAAGAGUGUUAAUUAUUAUUUAUUUUUACCACAGUUCCAAUAGAUUCUAACUGUUUUGGGACAAUUUGCAGCGCGUUUGAGCAUUUAUGCUUCCACCCGGACUCGAACCCGGGACCUUUUGAAUGGUAGUCCGACCCACUACCGGUUGCGCCACGACAUUUUUGUACACCUAUCUGGAGAUGCGCAUAUAGUCUAUCCGAUGCAGAAUUUGAUGCUGAUUCCAAAAAUGCAAAAAAAUUCCGAGAAAAUUAUUGAAAAAAAUCGAGAAAAUCGAGAUUUAUUGAUUGAGCAUGGGAGUUACGGUAUGUUACAGUAACCUGACAAACUUGGGGUCAAUUACAAAGUUGUUCAGCAUGGCCUAUAACGGAAGUUUACUCAAUUCUGAGAUGUUUCGGCGAUAAAUUAGCACAAUAUAUCACAUUAAACGAAAUUCAAUAAAUAUGUCAUAUCUCGGUCAUGAUGACGAAUUUUUUGAAAAAAAUUCACCAAGUUGUUUAACAGCCUAUAUGUAAUCAGUUGAGACAGAAAAAAGUGGGGGUCAAAUUCUAGGGCAGACCCCCAUUUGAGCCUGCUUCAGCAACUCGCGAAGUGUCUUUUAAAUUAAGUCUGUAUGCAGUCCGGACUCACAUCAGGUCGGAAAAGUUUUUUUUGAGAGUGGGUCCGAACACGAAUGUUUUAGCCCAAUCAAAUGAUGAUGACUUGUUUAGAUUCAAUCUGUACGAAAACAUGGAAUCGCCCGAGGCAAUGCACGUUAACAGCAGCACUUGUUCGGCGAACUCGGGUCGUUCUUCGGUGGCCUCCUCCACCGAUCCUCCUCAUCCAAUUUCCCCCUCCAAAGAACCCUAA